Molecule: messenger RNA, 1422 nt
Organism: Paracoccidioides lutzii Pb01
Product: annexin A7
Exons: 2
Coding region: 1-1422 (473 amino acids)
Cellular component (GO): cytoplasm
Molecular function (GO): calcium ion binding; calcium-dependent phospholipid binding
Source: RefSeq, a predicted model, not a curated record
AUGGCUGCUCCGAAUUCCCAUAGCCAACCCCCGCCCGCACAGCCGGGACAGCAUCCACCACAGCCGUACGGAGCCCCUCCCCCACAGGGUUUUCCUCCCCAGGGGGCUCCAGGUUACGGAGCUCCUCCUCCACAGCAAGGACAGUACCCCCCAUACGGCCAUUAUCCUCCCCAAAGCCCGUAUCCGCCACAACAAGGUCUACAACCUGUUCCUGGCCAGUAUCCUCCACCUGGUCAGUAUCAGUAUCAACAAGGCCAGUACGGUCAAUAUCCUCCUCAGCCUUACCCGCUGCAAUACCAGCAACCACAAGGCCAAUAUCAGCAACCGACAUAUGGAUACCCUCCGCAUCCCCAACCACCAGGAUAUUAUCCACAGCAACCGCCUCUCCAUGGAUACGGCGCACCCCCUCCCAGUCAGGUUCCUCCACAGCAGUUAUAUACUGCACAGUUUCCAAAUGUAGGGACGCCAUCAAUAGGGUACAUUCCGGGUCAGAUGGCACCGGGUGAUGCGUCGGCGGAGGCUGACGAUCUCCGCGCCGCGAUGAAAGGAUUUGGAACUAGACAGAAAGUUCUCAUUAAUAUUCUCACCAAGGCGGACCCGCUUCGUAUUGAACUUAUAAAGGAUACGUUCACGAAACGAACGGGGCGUAAUCUGAAAGAAGACAUUAAAUCCGAGACUUCGGGCAACUUUGAGAAUGUCCUUGUUGCACUGGUAAACGGACCACUUUUGCAGGAUGUCUAUGCACUCAGAAAAGCGCUCAAGGGUGCAGGCACCGAUGAAGCCAUACUAAAUGACGUUCUCAUCGGCCGAUCCAACGCUGAUCUAAAUGCAAUCAAACAAGCCUACGCAACAGAGUUCAAGAAUAGAUCCCUCGAAGCCGAUGUCCAAAGCGAUUUAUCAGGCGACGUCAAGGCGCUAUUCAACAUCAUUCUGACUGCAGCGCGACCUGAAGGGAAUGCCCCCAUCCUACAGCAUGAACUCGAACAAGACGUCAGAGACCUCAACCAUGCCAUGGCCGGACUCGGCACAGACGAAACCACCGUCUGUAGAAUAUUUGCCGGACGCUCAGACGCCCAACUCCGCGCGAUUUCACAGCAAUACAAGGCGCAGUUUAAUAAGGAUCUCGAGAAGGAAAUAACGAGUGAGUUCUCCGGCCAUUUGAGGAGCGCGCUGCUCGCGAUGUUGAGGAAUGCUUUGGACCGGGCAGCGCGGGAUGCUAUGGCGCUGGAGGAAGCGAUGAAGGGCUGGGGUACCAAGGAUGUCCAUCUAAUUGAGAGGAUUGUCCGGAUUCACUGGGAUGGGCAGCGGAUGCAGAUGGCCAAAGCUGCAUAUAAACGUAUGUAUCAAGUUGAACUUGCUGAGAGAGUCAGGGGGGAAACCAGUGGCGAUUACAGGACGACGUUGCUGGCGAUUUUGCAGUGA